AUGGUGAUGCUACGAUUGACUGCCGAGCAAUUUCGGAAACUGCCUAUCUUGGUAGAAGAGGAUACAUGUCUCGGCAAGACCUACAUCAUCACCGGUGGAAACUCCGGCUUGGGUCUCGAGACCGCGCGACACCUUGUUGCGGCAUCCGCCGAACGUGUCAUACUAGCUGUUCGGAAUCUCAAGUCGGGGGAAGAUGCUAAGAGUGACAUUGAAAAGACGACAGGGCGCAAGGGAGUUGUUGAGAUACGACACAUCGACAUGUCAACCUACGAGUCUGUCCAGAAAUUCGUGACAGAUUUAACGCAAGAUAUAGACAGGAUUGAUGGCUUUAUCUGCAACGCGGGACUGAUGAUUGACGCGUGGUCGCAAUCUGAAGGCAUGGAAACCAGCAUGUUUGUCAAUGUGAUCAACACUGUUUUCCUCGGUGCUCUCCUCAUGCCCAAGCUACAAGAAAGUGCCAAGCAGUUCAAGAUCAAGCCUACCCUGGUAUUCAUUGUCAGUGUUCUUGGCUACACCGUCAAGGCUGAAAUGGAUAAAAGCAGGAAGGGAAACAUCUUGGACGGGCUCAACGACCAAAAGCGAGCGAACAUGGAUGCGAGAUAUGCACUCACCAAGUUGGUAGAGGAAUGUGCCGUGCGUCAAUUCGCAGCUCUAUGUCCCGUCGAACGCACCAAUGUUGUGAUAACCAUGGUUGCACCAGGUCUUUGCAGCACAGGCCUAGGUCGCGAUGCCCGGACAUUCACUAAAAUUAUGCAUGAGGGGGUUCGAGCAUUCAUGGCUCGAACUGCCGAGGAGGGCAGCCGCACGUAUCUGCAUGGACUGUUGGUUGGCGAGGAGGGGCACGGCAAGCUUUUGUCUGGUUGCAAGAUUAAAGAGUUCUGGGUACCUACGUGGCUCACCGAUGAAGACGGCCAGAAGCUUCAAAAGGGUAUAUGGGAUGAGCUCGUCGCUAGACUCGAAGCCGUACAGCCAGGCUGCAUCUCUCAGCUCAACUAG
Penicillium salamii is the source of this 996-nucleotide messenger RNA. The record is from the annotation of a GenBank genome assembly. NCBI's taxonomy places the organism in Eukaryota, Fungi, Ascomycota, Eurotiomycetes, Eurotiales, Aspergillaceae.